AUGAAUGCGGCGGGAGUUGGCUGCGACGGCAGCAGCGGAGCCGCCGAAUUCGACGGCGGACGCGUGCUCGUCCUCGAUUUCGGCAGUCAAUACAGCCAUCUCAUCGUCAGAAGACUGAGAGAAAUUGGGGUCUACAGUGAACUGCGCCGAUGCGAUAUUGAUCUACAAGAAAUCAAGGUCUUCUCGCCAUCGGCGGUGAUUCUCUCUGGAGGACCCGCGUCAGUGUAUGAGCCGGACAGCCCGCACGUCUGUGCGUCUUUCUUCUCUUGGGCACACGCGGCGAAAGUUGCGGUGUUGGGCAUUUGCUACGGCAUGCAGGAGAUGUGCCACGCGAUGGGAGGCAAAGUCGAGGGCGGCGCGAAACGCGAGUUUGGGAGCACCUGGGUCCAGUUGCAUGUGGACGAUGCCGCUGGGACAGCCAGUGGAAACGCGGUCGCCCUCUUUGCGGGCAUUGAGGCGCAAGGCGCCGAUGAGCAGAGCGAGAGGGAUGCCAAGCGCCAGAAGAUAGCUCGCAAGGAGAUGCUCGUGUGGAUGAGUCACGGAGACAAAGUGACACAAAUCCCCCAAGGAUUCACGGCGUUCGCCUCGACUGCCACGUGUCCGUACGCGGCCAUCGGCGAUCCAGAGCGGCACUUUUACGGUUUGCAAUUUCACCCGGAAGUGACGCACACGCCUCAGGGAACGCAGCUGCUGAAGAACUUCGUCCUCCGCAUCGCAGGCCUCAAGUCGACGUGGACGAUGAAGAACUUCCUGCAGGCAGAGAUCCGAAAAAUCCAGGACAUCGUCGGAGACGCGCAUGUCCUGGGAGCUCUCAGCGGCGGUGUCGACUCCACCGUCGCUGCUGCUCUCGUCCACAAAGCCAUCGGCGAUCGGUUCCAUGGAGUCCUCAUCGACACGGGCCUCCUCAGGCAAGUGAAUGUGCAGGCGUUGGCAGGUGUCCGGGACCCAGAGAAGAAGCGGAAAAUCAUCGGAAGUCUCUUCGUGGACGAGUUCGUGCGCGUCGUCAACGAGAGAAAAAUCCAAACUUCCAACACUUUCCUGCUGCAAGGAACGCUGUACCCCGACGUCAUCGAAAGCUGCUCCUUCAAAGGCCCAUCGCAUACAAUCAAAACCCACCACAACGUCGGCGGUCUCCCCGAGAAGAUGCAUUUGAAGGUCCUCGAGCCUCUCCGCGAACUCUUCAAAGAUGAGGUGCGAGCUUUGGGACUUGAACUCGGCCUGCCGCACGAGCGCGUGUUUCGCCACCCCUUCCCAGGGCCGGGGUUGGCGGUGCGCAUUGUCGGCGAGGUGACGCCCCAACGGGCCAAAGUUCUGCAAGACGCGGACGCCAUCUUCAUCGAAGAAAUUCGCAAUGCAAAUCUCUACGACAAAAUUGCGCAGGCGUUUGUUGUGUUGUUGCCAGACUCACCCUCAGUGGGUGUGAUGGGAGACUGUCGGACGUACGAGUGGACAUGUGUGCUCCGAGCCGUGGAGACCACGGAUUUCAUGACAGCGGACUGGUUUCGACUCCCCUACGACGUCGUCGCCAGGGUUUCGACGCGCAUCAUCAACGAAGUCAAAGGGAUCAAUCGCGUCACCAUGGACGUAUCCAGCAAACCCCCAGCGACUAUAGAGUGGGAGUAA
Molecule: messenger RNA, 1623 nt
Organism: Neospora caninum
Lineage: Eukaryota; Apicomplexa; Conoidasida; Eucoccidiorida; Sarcocystidae
Exons: 6
Coding region: 1-1623 (540 amino acids)
Biological process (GO): GMP biosynthetic process
Cellular component (GO): cytosol
Molecular function (GO): GMP synthase (glutamine-hydrolyzing) activity; GMP synthase activity; ATP binding
Source: RefSeq, a predicted model, not a curated record